AUGGAAUAGUAAGCUGCUGCAACUUAAGAGAAAACUCAAAAUUAAACACAAGCACCAUCCACUCAAUAAACCUAGGCUCAACCACAAAAACCAAGAACAGUCCUAUCAGAAAUCAAACUCUAAAUUUUAUUAUUGGAAAAGGCAGUCAGCUCCAAAGACAUCAAAGCAAUUCAAAAAGUAUCCAUCUUCGUUAAAAAGUUCAGAAAUGUAAUACACACUAAUUAAUCCUUAGACUGUCAAGUCUCAUCAUUUGGCCAAGCUCUAUAAUACCUUCUUUCCAAAUGUAGUAGUUUAAUAAGGGAAUGAUAUCGAUGCCAAUUUCAACGAAGAUUUAGGAUUGAAUGCUCAAGUUGUUUAAAAAUUAACUAAAAUAAUUGAAGUGAACGUAUUCAUUCAAUGCCUUUAUCUCAUUUGGCUCUUCUAAUAAAAAUAAUAGGAAUCCUACGAAUAGUUAAUUGUAAUUGGAAAAUAAUUGCUAUAAUAAGUUCAAUAAAAUAACAAGAGAUAUUUAGAUACUCUCUUAGGAGUCAUCUAUGAAUAUUUAUCAAAAUCUCAUGAGAAAUUAGGCAAACUCGACUAAAUAAGAGAGUAAUUAUAUGUCAAUAAUAUUAAAGUGUCUUAUUUGAGGGCUAUAGAAAUGCUUGUUAAAAUAGAGAUGAAAAUGGUUAAGCUAUUUUAGUAAACUUAAUUUUGAGAAACUUCAUUCAUUACAAUUAGUAUGAACAGAGUUACAAUUUCUUAAAAAAGACAGAGUUCCCUGAACACGCUUUUGGAAACUAAUAGGCAAGAUUCUUGUAUUACACUGGACUCAUUCAUGCUAUAAGAGGAGAAUAUCAAGAGGCUUAUAAGAAUCUUACUCAAGCAAGUCAUAAAGCUCCAGAUAAUACAGCCUUUGGAUUUAAGGUUUAGGCUAUCAAAGUGAUUGCUUUAGUAGAAUUGUUACUAGGUAAUGUCCCAAAUAGAGAUACUUUCACUUCUCCUGAAUAUCAAUAGGCACUAUAUCCUUACUAUAGAAUAGUUUCAACAGUCAUCAAAGGUAAUUUAGGAGAAUUUCAAUAAGAAGUAGCAAGAUCAGAAAAUAUAUUGAGAAGAGACAAGCUUUUCAACUUAAUUUAAAGGUAUUUAAUUUAAAUCAUCUAUAACUCUAGACUACCAUAAAUAGUUAUCAAGGCUGGUCUUAGAAGAAUCAACUUAUCCUAUUCUAGAAUUUCAUUAAAUGAUAUUCAUUAAAAACUUAAUCUUCCAGCAUAAUGCAAUGCUGAAUAAGUUGUAGCCAAAGCCAUAAGAGAUGGCACUUUAGCCGCUAUUAUCGAUCACGAAAAUUAGAUAGUUAUAACUAAAGAAACUAACGAUCUUUACGGAACUAAAGCUCCGUAAGAAGCUUAUGGAGAGAGAAUCAAUAAUUGCUUAGGACUAUACAAUCAAGCUGUUAAGGUAUAUAUUGCGUAUAAUUAUUAGGCUUUAUAAUAUUAAAAUCCUGAAUAUGAUUAUGGAGAAAAGUAAGCUGAUGAUGAAUUAACAACUGAUGAAUUAUUAAGUUUAGCUGAGCUUGAAUUUUGAGUAGCAUAAAAAUGUAUAAGCACC
Messenger RNA from Paramecium octaurelia, 1584 nucleotides. NCBI's taxonomy places the organism in Eukaryota, Ciliophora, Oligohymenophorea, Peniculida, Parameciidae. The record is from the annotation of a GenBank genome assembly.